UUAGCCAUUGUUGCGUCAUGAAAUUAGUCCGUGUCAGCUCAGAUGUUACGUUCGUAGGAAAGGUGUGGAAAGAAUAUUUUUGACCUUCCAAGACUUCCAAAUUCCUCAAUAAUCACUCAGCUGCACACAGGAAAUAAUUUCCCAAAAUUUUUCACAGGUGAACAACAAAUUUGAAGUAAUGAAACUUAGUUUACAGUUCCUGUGCAAUAUUUGUGCACUUUCAUGUUUGAUUUUAAUUAUGUGCUUAAAUGUUGCUAUUUGUGGAAGAGAUUAUUAUGAUAUUCUAGGAGUCAAUAAAAGAGCUAGUAGUAGAGAUAUUAAAAAGGCAUUUAGAAAACUAGCUAUGCAAUAUCAUCCAGACAAGAAUAAAGAUCCACAGGCAGAAGAUAAGUUUCGAGAAAUCGCUGAAGCAUAUGAAGUGUUGUCAGAUGAAGAUAAAAGAAAGCAAUAUGACAAGUUUGGAAAGUCUGCCUUUGAGAGCAACAACGGUGGAGGAUUUCAUCAAGGUUUUCAGUUUAAUUUCAAUGACUUUUAUAAGCAGUUUGAUGACUUUGCUGGUUUCCACUUCAAAACAAGUGGCUCUAGAGGCAAUCGUAGAAAACAUGGAUUCAGUUUUUUUGAUUUUGAUGAUUUAUUUUCGGAUUUUGAACCAGAAGAAGAAAGUGACUUUCAAGGCUUUGGCGGAUUUCAAGACUUUUUUGGGAGUCAAGAUAGCUUCUUCGGAACACAUUUUCGGGGGGAUGUGUCAAACAGUCAUCAUACUCAGACAAGAGCUUUUAGUUCAACAAAUAAUGGCCGAUGCAAAACUGUUACGCAAAGAGUUGGGAACAUGGUAACGACAUACACGCAAUGUUCUUAAUGUUGGUAGACUUGUAAAUAUGAACAAUUUUCCCCUAAAGUACAUGCUGGCAGUUUAAUGGGCCAAAAAUUUUGAAAAGUUUUAUGCAUUUUAUUGUGCCAUUGCAUGGAGACUUAUUGUUUGCAUAAGGUUUGUGAAGCCAAAAAUGCUCCAAUACAAUUUUAUUUUGUUUGAACAUAUCAGGUUGAUUUUUUUCUCAUAUUUUAAACUACUGUUGUGAUAUGUACAAAAUGUAUGUUAUUAAAGUAUUAGAUUUCAAAUAA
Molecule: messenger RNA, 1122 nt
Organism: Uloborus diversus
Lineage: Eukaryota; Metazoa; Arthropoda; Arachnida; Araneae; Uloboridae
Product: dnaJ homolog subfamily B member 9-like
Exons: 4
Coding region: 179-859 (226 amino acids)
Cellular component (GO): endoplasmic reticulum
Molecular function (GO): misfolded protein binding; protein-folding chaperone binding
Source: RefSeq, a predicted model, not a curated record